AUUUUUUCCCCAUUGUCCUUAAUUCUCCCCAUGCUUUAUGUUGACAUUUUAAUCACCAAAAAAUGUCCACGAAAAGUUAUAAAUAUGUGUGUUUGAGACACGGAAGGAUGUGAAUCCUUGAUGAGUUGCAGAUAUGAACAGCAUGGAUGGAGGCAGGGUCUCUCUUUGGAAUUUCCAUGAGCCAACAAUCGAGGGCUUAAACGAGAAGCCGAUGCGUGCCUGCAGCCAAUUGGAGGAACUACAAGUCAACGCCGACGAAGAGCUGCGCAAAUCGAAUCAACAAGUCAACCGCUUUCUCCAACUCCUGCAUCGAACAACCAUCGAAAGGGACGAGGCGAGGACGCAGCUUCGGUUCCUCCUACACCAGAUCCAUCAAACCAGAGCGGCCAGUCCAUUAAGCUUAUUGAUACGGAAAAUAGUAGAUGACCCACUGUUAGCACCAGUCCAGUCCUUUAAUUUUGGCUGA
Molecule: messenger RNA, 466 nt
Organism: Zingiber officinale
Lineage: Eukaryota; Viridiplantae; Streptophyta; Magnoliopsida; Zingiberales; Zingiberaceae
Exons: 2
Coding region: 134-466 (110 amino acids)
Source: RefSeq, a predicted model, not a curated record